This is a messenger RNA of Coregonus clupeaformis (lake whitefish), 2065 nucleotides long. RefSeq names its product microtubule-associated protein 6. Gene Ontology annotation, molecular function: calmodulin binding; microtubule binding. NCBI's taxonomy places the organism in Eukaryota, Metazoa, Chordata, Actinopteri, Salmoniformes, Salmonidae. The transcript is spliced from 4 exons. Bases 320 to 1639 code for a protein of 439 amino acids. Gene Ontology annotation, cellular component: microtubule; cis-Golgi network; Golgi-associated vesicle. The record is from RefSeq and is a predicted model, not a curated record. Gene Ontology annotation, biological process: regulation of microtubule cytoskeleton organization; microtubule cytoskeleton organization; cytoskeleton-dependent intracellular transport.
UCUUCCUUGCAGUGCCCUAUCAUAGUGUAAUGUGCAUGAUGGGACAGAACGAGCAGGAGAGCAGCGCAAAAGGAAAACAUCCGAGAAAGAGGAGGUUGUAAUAACGCUAAUUAACCAUCCAAUCUCUGUAAUCGUAAUAUUUGCAUCAUGGAUGUAUCAUUCCUCUAUUUUCGCUAAAUAUCGUAUCUUGCACCAUUCAACAACUCGGACAUUUUGUUCCUCAUUUUGUUCCUAUAGCAGAACACUGGUGCCCAUCAAGAGCCUAGGAGAGACAGAGAGCCAUUGUAUCGCGCGCAGGAACUGAGCUAAAGCCGACAUCAUGGCGUGGCCCUGCAUCACCAGGGCGUGCUGUAUGGCCCGCUUCUGGAACCAGCUGGACAAGGGGGACAUUUCGGUGCCAUUGGUUUUCACCAGGUAUGAUGUAUCGGAGAUGCAGCAUCUUCAGCUGCAGCACCAACAAAAACAGCCGCAUCACCAGGCACUGGCGAGCGCGGUCACCAUAGAAACUCAACCCGCUCACGGGGACAAGGCGGUAGCGGCUUGUGGGAACCCUGCAACGGGCACCGCUCUGUCUGAGGAGCGCGCGUGUGGUUCUGUAAUGCGCCAAGACUUUAAGCACUGGAAAGUGCGCCCUGAGCCAAGCUGUAAACCUAAGAAUGAAUAUCACACUCCCGAGACCCCUUUUAACAACAAGACACAAUAUCAGAAGGAUUUCAAGCCAUGGCCCAUUCCGAAAAGGGACGACCAUCCUUGGAUUGACAGGCCCAAUCCCUCCAUCGGCGAUGACUGUGUCCAGGAUAGGUCCAAACACUACCAUGCACACGCGGAGGUUGACAGUGGGGUGGAGAAAAGCGAAAUUGCUGACAAAGUGCAAGAGAAAGAAAUGAUGGGAGGGAGUAAAAAUAAGCAAAAUGUAGAGAAGGAUGGUGAAAAGAAAGUUAGCGUCAAAGUGGAGCGAGAAGACGCGGCAGGGGCCAGAGGCAGGGCGGCGCUAGAUGCGCUAAACAGGCAGUUAAAACAGGAAGUUACAAUUGGCAGCUCAUACAAGACUGAGUUCAAGGCCCACAGGGAUGUGAAGCCAGUGAAGCUGAUCCGAGCCAAGUCCCAGUUCCUUCCCCAUGAUGAGAAGACCAGCCUGGAGACCAGCUAUAGCGCCACCUACAGGGGAGAGCAGGCCAAGCAGCAGCCCAACGACAACAAGGUUGUGGACAGGAGGAGGAUACGCAGCCUGUACAAUGAGCCCUACAAAGGGCUACAAGAGACCAAGGUUGAGAGGUCUAACAGUGCUCCCCGAUCCAAACCCAAAAAGGCGGGCACCAGGUUAGCGAGCCAGGGGGGCAAAUCUGUGAAGAAGGCUGAAGAGCAGAAGCAGCAGGGCAGCACAGCACUGCAGGGCACAAAGAAGAAGACCUCGGAGAACCAGCCCACUGAUUCCAGGCCUGCGGAGGGGGACAAGGAGAAAAGUAAAGAGAUGAACAACAAACUGGCUGAGGCAAAAGAAGAGCCUAAUGGUGAGGUUCUCCGACCCAGUGAUCAUCAUUCCCAGGGUGCCGUUGGAGGAGAACCAGAACCACUGCUGGAAAGACCCGAACCACGGAGGAGCGGCGGAGUCGUGCGCUUUUCCCCGGAUGUAAAGUAGAAGUAGAUCCACUUGAUCUGCACUGUAGGGACAUAUUGUACUGUAGGCCUAUUGAAUACAGAGAUGGACUAAUGUCCUGAUCUGUUCUGUACUGUAAAUAUCUAGUAUUUUCAACUGAGUUCUAUUAAAAAAGAGAAAUACCCCAUUAAGAACUCCUCUGAGUGAAGUUAAACCCAUAUAGGAUGCACGUAGCGUGUUUGAAACAGCUUAAUGGCAGUGCGGUCAUAGCUGUUUGAGCAAUUGCAAAUGCAAAAGGUGCUAUAAAUAGAAUUUCCGUUACAUGCUCUUGUUUGAAAAUAAUGUGUUUUAUUGGUAAUGAUGUUAGAAAUGCCAAAUCAUAAAGUGCUUAUUGAAAAAAUUAAACGGUACUGUACUGUAUAUUGAUACAUUCAAAUGCAAAUAAAUAUAGAUAACUAAUGGAUUUAC